Molecule: messenger RNA, 573 nt
Organism: Caenorhabditis elegans
Lineage: Eukaryota; Metazoa; Nematoda; Chromadorea; Rhabditida; Rhabditidae
Gene: rpb-8
Product: putative DNA-directed RNA polymerases I, II, and III subunit RPABC3
Exons: 3
Coding region: 4-450 (148 amino acids)
Biological process (GO): DNA-templated transcription
Cellular component (GO): nucleus; nucleoplasm
Molecular function (GO): DNA-directed RNA polymerase activity
Source: RefSeq, marked reviewed
AAAAUGGCUGGAAUUAUUUUCGACGAUAUGUUCAAAGUGAAAAGCGUGGAUCCAGACGGCAAAAAAUUCGACAGAGUUUCUCGAUACUUCUGCGAUGCUGAGUCUUUCAAAAUGGAGCUUAUCAUUGAUAUCAACUCGCAGAUCUAUCCACUGAAGCAGAACGACAAAGUUCGUCUUGUUCUGGCCACUACACUCCGAGAAGACGGACUUGCCGAUGAAGGAGAAUAUGAUCCAAAAGCAGAAUACCCAAGAAUCAAACAGUAUGAAUAUGUGAUGUACGGAAAAGUUUACCGCUUGGAAGACGAUGAUACUGGAACUGACGGCGGAAAGCUCGCUGCUUAUGCUUCGUUUGGCGGUCUACUGAUGCGUUUGAAGGGCGAGGCUAUCAAUUUGCAUGGUUUCGAGGUCGACAUGAAUCUGUACCUUCUCAUGAAGAAGACUGACUUCUAAUCCGCGACUGAAAGUUAUUGAUUAUUUCAUUUGUUGAUCCGUUUUCUAUUUGUUCUACUGUUUUUUAUCUCUUUCCAAUCUUCACUCAAUUUGAUCUUAUUCUGAUUUGUCAGACCGAAUUUU